AUGAAAGUUGAGGAAGUCAAAAGUACUGUGAAAACACAGAGAAUCAGUGCUCACAGCCAUAUCAAAGGUUUGGGUCUAGAUGAUGCUGGUUUUGCCAUUCAAUCAGCGGCAGGAUUGGUAGGACAAGAACAAGCAAGAGAGGCAGCAGGUGUCGUAGUGGACAUGAUAAAAAGCAAAAAAAUGGCAGGUAGAGCAGUCCUACUAGCAGGACCACCGGGCACAGGCAAAACCGCCAUCGCUCUCGCCAUAGCGCAAGAGCUCGGCAACAAAGUACCUUUCUGCCCCAUGGUCGGCUCAGAAGUCUACAGCUCGGAAAUCAAAAAAACGGAAGUUCUAAUGGAAAACUUCCGCCGAGCCAUCGGCUUACGAAUCCGCGAAACAAAAGAAGUCUACGAGGGUGAAGUCAGCGAACUCACCCCCGUGGAAACCGAGAACCCGGCGGGGGGCUACGGCAAAACCGUUAGUCACGUGAUCAUCGGCCUGCGUACCGCCAAAGGUAGCAAACAGCUGAAGCUCGACCCUAGUAUCUAUGAGGCGUUGCAGAAGGAGAAGGUCGAAGUAGGCGAUGUGAUUUACAUCGAGGCCACUAGCGGUGCUGUCAAGAGGCAGGGCAGAUCUGACGCUUACGCUACCGAGUUUGAUCUGGAAGCUGAGGAGUAUGUGCCUCUGCCGAAAGGGGACGUUCAUAAAAAGAAAGAAGUCGUUCAGGACGUAACUUUGCACGAUCUGGACGCAGCUAACGCAAAACCGCAAGGCGGUCAAGACGUUCUAUCGAUGAUGGGCCAGCUGUUGAAGCCGAAGAAAACGGAAAUCACCGACAAACUGCGAAGGGAAAUCAACAAGAUCGUCGAUAAAUACAUCGACCAAGGCAUCGCGGAAUUGGUGCCCGGAGUGCUUUUCAUCGACGAAGUUCACAUGUUGGACAUCGAGACUUUCACUUAUUUGCAUCGAGCACUCGAGAGUGCCAUCGCUCCCAUCGUUAUUUUCGCCACCAACAGGGGCCGGUGUCUCAUAAGAGGCACCGAUGACAUCCACUCACCCCACGGGAUUCCCCUAGAUCUGCUCGACAGACUUCUAAUCAUCCGAACGAUCCCGUACGGUCGUAGCGAUAUGGAGCAGAUUCUGAAGCUGAGAGCCAACACGGAAGGGCUGGAAAUCGAAGCUGAAGCUAUUUCAGCCCUAGGCGAAAUAGGCGUCAAAGCUACUUUGCGUUACGCCGUGCAGCUGUUGACUCCUGGCCAUCUGACGGCCAAAAUUAACGGCAGAAGUAACAUAACUAGAGGUGAUAUUGAAGAAGUUGGAUCCCUCUUUUUGGACGCCAAGUCUUCUGCCAAAAUUCUGACGGAUAACAAAGAAAAAUUCAUGACGUAA
Phaedon cochleariae (mustard beetle) is the source of this 1371-nucleotide messenger RNA. The record is from the annotation of a GenBank genome assembly. Lineage: Eukaryota; Metazoa; Arthropoda; Insecta; Coleoptera; Chrysomelidae.